Pseudoliparis swirei is the source of this 1846-nucleotide messenger RNA. It is a transcript of the gene rap1gapl, whose product is annotated as RAP1 GTPase activating protein-like. Gene Ontology annotation, cellular component: cytoplasm. Bases 1 to 1710 code for a protein of 569 amino acids. The transcript is spliced from 19 exons. Gene Ontology annotation, biological process: activation of GTPase activity; regulation of small GTPase mediated signal transduction. Gene Ontology annotation, molecular function: GTPase activator activity. NCBI's taxonomy places the organism in Eukaryota, Metazoa, Chordata, Actinopteri, Perciformes, Liparidae. The record is from RefSeq and is a predicted model, not a curated record.
AUGGAGAGAGAGAAGAGGAAUGACACCUCUUUCCCCAGGAAGAGAAGUUGUACUUUCGGGGGAUAUGGAGGUCGUUCUCACUUCCUUCUUUACAUUGUGGACAGCUUCACGUGUGGCGAUGAGACGAGACCUGAAUCUGCAGAGGACAACAUCCUGGACAUCCUGGACUCUCCUCCCAGGGACAAGCAGUCUUUCCCCUCUGCCAGCAGCAACCAGAGGGACACGGAGCUGUUUGAAAUCAUUGAAAAGCUGCAGGGCAGCAGGAUCGAUGAGCAGCGGUGUGCAUUCCCUCUUCCUCUGAAGUCUCAGCUUCUGAGGAUAGGUGGAGACCUGCCGCUCAUCCUCUCUCCGAAGCUGGGGGGCUACUGGAUAGACCCCCCUCUGGAGAGGCUUGCAGAUGUGAGUCCCACCUCCUCCCAGCACGGCCUCGACCCACAGAGCUACGACAUCAUGGAGCGGGACGGGGAGGCCAAAAUCUACCACGAGAGCUUCAGCUCACGAUACCAUCACUCCUUCACAGCGGUGGAUCCAUCGCUGGGGCCUCUGGUUCUUUCCGUGUGCUUGGAGGAAGAGGAGAGCAAGCUGCGGGUGAUACUCAGAAUGAAGGAGUGCUCUCUGCACGCAGUUUUCUCCAUCUCUCUUUUCCCCAGCAUCCCAUCUGCUGUUGAAUUAGCAAAGAUGCUCUGUGAGAGAGUGACUGUCUCGAAGUUUGAAGUCGUCAGCUACCUCAAGGCCCCAGAACUCAUAACUACAUUUGAUGAACACAGAGUGUCUCCUAAUUUCAAGUUUGGCAUUUUGUACCAAAAGAACAGGCAGUUCACUGAGGAAGACAUACUUAGUAACACUGAGGAAAGUGAAGAGUUUAAGGAGCUCCUUUCUCUUUUGGGAGAGACGGUUCGACUGCAAGGCUUCAGCGGGUUCAGAGGAGGACUGGAUGUGUGUCAUGGUCAGACAGGAAGUGAAGCCGUCUUCACUUCCUUUCACGGCAGAGAAAUCAUGUUCCAUGUCGCAACUAAACUGCCCUUCACCGAGGGCGACCCGCAGCAGUUACAGAGGAAAAGACACAUUGGCAAUGACAUUGUAGCUUUGGUCUACCAGGAGGGCCCAACCCCGUUUUUAUCUGAUGUCAUCAAGUCUCACUUCCUGCACUGUUUCCUGGUGGUCCGGAGGACUCAGGGCCCGGAGGAGACAGGUGGAGCGUACCAGGUGUCCGUCACAGCCAGAGAGGAUGUUCCCCCCUUCGGUCCGGUACUUCCAGAUCCUCCCAUCUUCACAGAUUCUUCCCUGCUGAGAGAAUUCCUUCUGACCAAACUCAUCAAUGCAGAGAUUUCCUGCUAUAAGGCUCAACGAUUCAGCAGACUGGAGCUGCGUACUCGUUCAUUGCUUCUUGAGAGCCUGCAGGCUGAACUCUCCACCCGUUCCCAGUACAUGAUGGGGGAUCCAUCACUGUCUGCUCUCCCAUCUUCUGAGGGUGCACGGGGGGCAUCUGAGGGGACUGGAGGAUUCAUUGAAAACUUUAAGAGGGCCAUUAGAGUGCGGAGUCACUCAUUCGAGACUCUUGGGGUACCGAGGAAGUUGGGUGGCAGUGCAUCACCAAAGCCAAAGACAGAUAAAGACGGAGAUAGUGACAAAUCUCCAGGACAUCUAUCUGCUGACAGUUUGGGGUCGGCUGAACUCAAAGAUCAAGCAAGCCCUCAAGAAGAGACUUAAAAAAGAAAUAUACAUUUUUUGAUUUUAAAUAUAUAUAUAUAUAAACAUUGCUAGUCUGUUACUACUUUAUUAUCUUGCAGGAUGGCUUAAAUGUAAAUAGAGUGUACAAGUAAAUAGUAUUUCUAGGCAGAUACAU